AUGUUGGAUUUCACGGCUCGGUCCGAGGAAACCGAAUCUACCGGUCUCACGAACCCGAUCAACUCGAUAAAAUACGAAACCCACACGCCAAAGCUGGAAUCAGAUCAGCUUCCUGGGCCCCAGCCGGAACAUCUUGACUCCAUAUUCAGCCUGAACAUUCGACGCUUUGACAAUUUACAUACUGGACAUGUCAUCAACUAUGCUUUCAUCACCAACAGCAAGAUCAGGAACACUGUAAUGAACAAUGUUGUCUACAUCAACAUUACAAUGAGGGAUCCUCGAAUUAUAAAUACUAUGAUCGCCAGCUAUGUGCAUACAAGUAGAAUUUCUGCUUUCACGAUGCUUGAUAACGCUGAUAUUGACGACGGUAUUGUCUUCAACUCUAUCAUCGUCAACUCUGUUAUCGACGAUUCCGAAAUUUCCGACUCGACUCUGAGCAAUGUCAAGCUCAUGAAUCCCGUCUUUUGCUCAUUUCAAUUUCCAGAGCUACCAUUCUGA
Penicillium antarcticum is the source of this 498-nucleotide messenger RNA. RefSeq lists its product as uncharacterized. The record is from RefSeq and is a predicted model, not a curated record. The transcript has a single exon. Lineage: Eukaryota; Fungi; Ascomycota; Eurotiomycetes; Eurotiales; Aspergillaceae. The coding region runs from base 1 to 498 and encodes 165 amino acids.